UACCCCCAGAGAGUCCGUGUUUGAGUCCAGAUCCAGGAAUUUUCAUUCUUAACAAUCAUCUCAGAUAGUUUCACUACAAAUUAGCAGCAGACUAUAUUUUGGGAAAUGCUGCAUUAGAGGCAUGGAAGUGUGAUAGGAGCUGGAGGCUUCUGGCCCUUUAAAGCCUGAUUAAGGGCAUGUGUUUAAAACUGUGGUGACUAGCAGGCCAGGAGUAUUUAUUUUACCCUCCAGGAUAAGGCCAAGUGAGGAGAUCUGCUUUGGCUCUGGAUAUCCUCGAGUAGAAGGCAAUAUAGGACCUGUUUGCCUGCCCUUCUUUUUUUCCCUCCCUCCUUGGCCCAUCCUCGGUUGUUGUGGAGCUAAGUCGUGGUUACCUGCAUGAAAGAAAGGAGUCACAGUGGCAUACUUUGAGCUUAGUUUGGAAGCUAUUGCUGAAUACCAAGCCUUUCAAAAUGAUUAUCCUCAGCUCUCUUAGACUCUUUCUUCUUUUUGGACUGAUGCUUUAUUUGGAAGAUAGAGUCCAAAUGGCAGAGGUAGGGCAGCCUGCUAUCACCUUCCUGCCUGAGAGCCCUACCUUGCCACCGGCUGAAACUCCCACCAUGCCCUUUGUUGAGAAGCUGCUAGAAGAAGCCCCUGGAAAGGAACAGAGAAAGCCAUACCUCCAAGGUCUUCCCCUGCAGUACAUGCUGGAGUUGUACCAGCGUUCAGCUGACUCAGAUGGGCACCCGAGGGAAAACCGCACAAUUGGUGCCACGAUGGUGAGGCUGUUGAUGCCCUCAGCCAAUGUAGCAAGGCCUCUUAGAGGUUCCUGGCAUACACGGCUUCUGAACUUUCUUCUAGAACGCAACCGGGUAGCUUACCAAUUAGUGAGAGCCACUAUGGUUUACCGCCAUCAACUCCACCUAGCUCGCUUCAGCCUCUCCUGCCAUGUGGAGCUCUGGGUCCCCAAAAGCCCAAACAACCACUCAUCAGGAAGAGGUUCCUCACAGCUGUCCCUGAUGUCUCAGACCUGGACAGAGAUGGAUAUCACCCAACACAUUCGGCAGAAGCUCUGGAAUCACAAGGGACGGAGGGUCCUACGACUGCGUUUUAUGUGUCAGCAGCAAAACAAUAGUGAGGUUCUUGAGUUCCACCAGCAUGACACUUUGUCCAUGGAUAUUGCCUUCUUGCUACUUCAUCUCAAUGACACUCAUAAAACUGCUUGGAAGGCUGAACUUCUUCCCAGUGGCCUGGAGGAGUUUAUGGGAGGGGAAUCUUCUCUUCUCUCAAGGAAGGCUCGGCAAGUAGAUAGUGUUGCACCUGAGGUUUCUACCCCCUCCCAGGAACAGGAUGAGUCUAAAAAUAACCAGUGUUCCCUCCAUCCUUACACAGUCAGCUUUCGUCAGUUGGGCUGGGAUCACUGGAUCAUUGCUCCCCACCACUAUACCCCGAAUUACUGUAAAGGAACUUGCCCUCGAGUACUACACUAUGGUCUCAAUUCCCCCAAUCAUGCCAUCAUCCAGAGCCUCAUUAAUAAGCUGGUGAACCAGAGCAUCCCUCAGCCUUCCUGUGUCCCUUAUAAGUACGAUGCUAUGAGUGUUCUUCUUAUUGAGGCAAAUGGGAGUAUUUUGUACAAAGAACAUGAGGGUAUGGUUGCACAGUCCUGCACAUGUAGGUGAGAAUGAAAGUGUAGCUCACUCUGGUUUCCCAAGAAAUUGGAAAAGAGUUUAAAAGAAAUAAAUAUCAAUGUUAAAGCUGAAA
Heterocephalus glaber (naked mole-rat) is the source of this 1737-nucleotide messenger RNA. RefSeq names its product bone morphogenetic protein 15. The record is from RefSeq and is a predicted model, not a curated record. Gene Ontology annotation, molecular function: cytokine activity; growth factor activity. NCBI's taxonomy places the organism in Eukaryota, Metazoa, Chordata, Mammalia, Rodentia, Bathyergidae. Gene Ontology annotation, cellular component: extracellular region.